This is a messenger RNA of Protopterus annectens (West African lungfish), 4198 nucleotides long. RefSeq names its product KIAA0825 ortholog. NCBI's taxonomy places the organism in Eukaryota, Metazoa, Chordata, Ceratodontiformes, Protopteridae. The record is from RefSeq and is a predicted model, not a curated record. The transcript has 21 exons. The coding region runs from base 287 to 4198 and encodes 1303 amino acids.
AAUAUUUCACAUAUCAGUUGUAAUUUAAACCUGGAUUGAAAUGAUGGGGCGCAGUUCACAUACAGUUUUAUAUAGUGCACCACCCUUGAAAAGUGUCGGAAGUCGGUCUGGUUCUUUCCUGGAGGUUGUCAAUGACGCUUUACCGUGCAACGUGCUGGAUUCUACUUGUAAACAUGGACUUAUUUGCAGAAUCAAAACAGUUUUGAGUGAAAGUGGGUACUAGUGGUAUAUCAUGCAAAGUUGCGGUUAAAGACACCGGACCCAGGUUUCUGAAUCUAGUCCAACAAUGGAAUGGGAUGGUGAACAUUUGCUGGAUCUUCCCUUAAGUGCCUUUCCUGGAGAGCAAGAUUUUCAGCAGGUCAUAGGUGACAUUGAUGCAAAACUGAAAGAGAAUGCUCUGUGCAUUGAACAAAAUUUUAAAGAUCUGCAGCUAGCAGUGAGUGAUUUGUGCUCAGAAGAAAUUCCAUCAAAUGUUGUGGACCCCCUGCAGUGGUUAACAGACUGCAGCGUCAGUUUUCGAAAACCUCUUUCAACUCAUCCAGAUCAACUGCUUGAGUUCCUGAAGUGCCUGCAACAUUUUUUGAAGACAGAACAGGGUCAGGAAGAGAUGGUAUUUCAGUUUCUUCUUGAUCUCUCUAGUCAGUGUGGUGUCAUAUUUCCAUCUUUUCCAAGUGUAUCAUCCUUCCAUUUUACAUCUAGUGCAUCUGUUUGUGCUGUAGAUGAUGACUGUUCCAUGGACAUUAAAUCUGUAUGGGACGAUGUACGUUUUCAUCUACGCCGCUUUGUGUUUGACAAGAUACGCUGUUAUCAAGAGUCAGACAUUUCAAAGAAAAUUCACUUUCAAAUAUACUGUUUGAAACAGCUUCAACUUUUAUUUCCAGAUUCUGAAGUUUUGACAAAAUACCAAAACAUGCGUUCUAAAGUGGUGCAAGAUUUCUUAAAGAAUUCGGUGCUUACAUACUCAGAAGAGUUAAACUUUGAUAAAGUGGCUUAUAGUUACCAAACUGCAGUGCCUGUGCUAUGCACUAUGGUAGAAGAAGACUUAUACACAUUAAUUGGAAUUACAGACCCCAUGUCAGUGGUGAAAUUAAUUAAUGAAACACACUUGUCAAGCACCGUGGAAGAGCUUUCUACAGUUAUUGAAAGGCUUUAUGAACUGCAUUUCAAAGAAAGUACCAAGCAUGCAACUAAAGCCAUCAAAAGUACAAACAAGCAGAAGGGAGCAGUGCACGUCCUGGAUGCUCAAGAGGAGAUCAAGAAAGGGAAGAACUUCAGUUUUACAUCACAUCAACUCAAAUGUCUUGCCCACCUUGCAAAAGUACUUCUUUGUAUGGAAAGCAAAGUAGAGCAUCAGUUUGCUGAAUUGGUAUUAUGCGGAAGAGGAAUGGCUCAAAAUGUGCAAGGUAGAAUGUUUAGUCAUAAACUGUUAGAAGGUGGGAUAAGUGAGUCUCAGAAUAUUAGAUCUGAAAGACUGGGUGGCUGUGUCAGUCUCAAGUCAGCAAGUGGUUUAAUGGCAAGAAUGUACGGCAACAGUUGUGACCCUGAAUAUCGGCGGCAUUAUAAUGUUAACAUUUCUUUCUCAAAUGUUACAGGGUUGUCCAAACAAAUUUCAGAGGAAGAGUUAAUGAAGAAAUUGUUGAAAAGUGAGACCAGUUCUCAGACUCAUCUAUUACUACAUGUAGACGAGCCACCUUCUUUGGAGUUUUGCUGGAGGAACAUUUUCAGAGAUGUGUCUGUUUCAUUAGCCAGUUGUUUAAAAUCAGCUGUUGAGGACAUCUGCCUUAAGUGCUUACAGUAUGAACAGAAUGACCAGUCUUCGGCUGCAGGCUAUUCCAUUAAUGUGGUAAAUAUUCAGCAUGUGAAGGGAUCUUGUGGAACACUAAACAAAGACGAGCAGCCAAAGAAAGUUGCAAAGUUCUGUUCCGACAUCAUGGAAGAAGUUGAGGCAUUACUUCCUCUAGCUGUGGCAUGCAGAGAUGACGGUCUCCAGGAGAUUAGAGCAAACUUUGUAGAGGCCUGCUGUAAAGUAGCAACAGCUGUUUUAGCAAGACUUAAAGAGAGAAGCAAUGAAAUUCCCUCAAAAGCUCCAGUGCAGAACCUGUAUGCCAUUCUGUCUACUGCGAUUCAUGUCCUUCAGUUUUUGAAUCAUUGUGAGGCCUCGAUGAAAGAAAUUAGCAAGAAGCCCCUAUUCCUAGUGCCUGUCCAGCGGUAUCAGGAAUUCAUCAAUCGUCUACGUUUUCAAGUUACGGAUUACUGCCUCAGAGUUUGUACUACAGUGAUUCUACAGGAUGCUGAAUGCCACCACUGGGAUGACACAAAAUCUUUUUAUGAGGGGGAGCGAUGCUCGUUUUCCAUUCAAAUGUGGCAUUAUUACAGCUGUGCUCUCCGACAUGAUCUGUGGAGUGUGUUACCUCCAAAACUAGCCCAGAACAUUUUGGCAGAAGUGAUAAGCGAAUCUCUAGCUUUUUUAACCUACAGAUACUGUCAGGCCCAACCAAGCUGUGGAAGAGUACCACAGAUGAGAGCUGAUAUCACUGCCAUUCUGCUCUAUACUGAAAGUCUGCUCUGGUCAGUGUGCAGUUCACCACACACUCUUCUACAGCCAAAUGAAGACACGGGCCGCUGCAUCUUCAUGAUUCAUAGCCAUUGCAAUAGCCUGUUAACUGCUCUAGCCAUUGUGACAUCACCUCUGACAAAUCUUUACCAAAUUUUUCAGAAUAAUCUUCAAGAAGUUAAUGCAUCACCCUUGAAAUGUGCAAAUCUUCAUCUGGUGGACUGGUUGUACAAAAUUAAACCAGAGCUUUUCCAGGACAAUUCUACUAGGAGUCCAUCGGUAGAGCUGGCAGCUCUGGGACAUCUGAAACUGCUGUUAUCCCAGCCAUGUUGUAACUGGAACUUGCUGUUGCAAACAAUGCUACACCAUGAUUGUUUCAUACUGAGAAUUUUACUGGCAAACACUGGACUGGAUGAUCAGAAAAAUACUAAUGAAAAAGGUUCUACAGAAGGGCCUCCUACUAAGCCAGCUAGUUUGAUUAAGGCUGUCUUCAUGAUAUUAUCCAAUUGCAACUUAGCACCAAAAGCUCUUGGAGAUGUUCUUGCAUGUUACAUGGACAAGCAUAGGUUAUGGGACGCUUUGUAUAAUCUGUCAGAUGUCCGUGAAUCAGAACUGGAAAUUUUAAGAUGCCUACAUUUUGUUUUGACGAAUUCUGUAAAGAAUACAAUAGAACAGGUUAUUUCACUUGUAUGUGGAUGGCAGAAAGUGGAUAACCAUGGUUCUUAUUUUUGUAAACAAACUGUUCCUGAAAGCUUACUGAAGAAAAUUCCAAAGGAGUGGAAUUAUACACCUGGGGAAUUUAAAAGGAAAGAGUCAGGAAAAAGUUCUACCAGACUUUUGGCUCAAGCUGUUUCAUUUGUGAUCAGCCAUUUACCUACCGUUGUUGCAUCAAUACCCUUCCCGAUUAAGUACUUAUUUUAUUUGGCGGAACAAAGAUUAACUGAAAAGGCUGGAAUGAGUCAAAGAUGGAUUCUUGUCUGGAACUUGAUCAUGAUUUUAUCCAAGGUAAUUGAAGAUGGAAAUGCUGCUGAAUCCCUAACAGGUCAGACUUUAGACAGCUGGAGCAAAGACAAACUUAGUUUACUUAGUAAAUGUUUGCAAAGUCUUAUUGGACAAGAAGCUGGAAGUUCUGCUCCAGUAAUUGAGAAGGUUAUUCAAAGUAUUGAAAACCAAAGAGGGAACUGGAUUGAAGAUCAUUUGCAAAAAGCAAGAAAACUGAUUUCUGAAGGUGCUUUUAUGUCAGAAAAGAGUUCAGCCUUUCAGGAGGAAGGCAGUACAGUUGAACUGACUGAGCAGAAAAUAGCCAUGAUGGUCCUGGAUAUCUGCCACAAGCCAGGUGGCGGUGAAUACCUGAGGCAAAUUUAUCACAUCAUUCAGCUCAAUGAGGAUUUUUUGAAAGAGUGCCUUCCUUAUGAAAAUGUUUCAGAAAAAGUUGCAUUUUUCACUUGUCCAUUGAACUUAAUUUUGCCAGACACAGAAGAGAAGACUGCUGCAUUUAAUCCUCUUGUUGUCUUCAGCCACUGUGGAGAUGCAUGUUUGGAACAGUCAGCCAUAACUGAGUGGAACUGGGAUUGGUCGUACUUGCUGCCAAGUUGCUGGGGACUGAGUCAGACGACCUUCAGGACUCUGCUAGCAAACAGGUAA